Molecule: messenger RNA, 278 nt
Organism: Racocetra persica
Lineage: Eukaryota; Fungi; Glomeromycota; Glomeromycetes; Diversisporales; Gigasporaceae
Source: the annotation of a GenBank genome assembly
AUGGAUUUUGUUGUUGGACAUCAUCCCUUAAUAGCUAGUAAUUGUUCUUCUAUUUAUUAUAUGUCUAGAUUACAACCUCUUUUUGAAAAAUAUAAUGUGUCAGCUUAUCUUGCCGGUCACCCUCAUAAACUUUUUGAAUAUCAAGAUGUUAAUUCAACGUCUCAUGUUGCCUAUUUUACUACCGGAGUCGGUAGUCAAACCCAAUUUGAAGGUUGUAAUGGUGCUAGUUGGUUCAUGCCUGGUGGUGGUGCUGAAGGGACCAGGGGGUUUUUACCAGC